AUGACACGUCUGGGACGAUGGCUCCACCUGCGGUCGGUGAGGGACGCGAGAGAAAAAAAAUACGUGCACUCGCGAGGCAUUCGCCCAUCCUCGCUCUCCACGUCCACGAUCCUGCCGAUCCCGUUCCUCGGGGACAACUACACCUACCUGCUCAUAGACCACGCCACGCGGGAGGCGGCGGCGAUCGACCCGGCGGACCCGUACGCGGUGCACGAGCUGGCGACGCAGCUGCGGGUAGACCUCGUGGCCAUCUUGACCACGCAUAAGCACCACGAUCACGCGGGGGGCAACUUGAAGCUGCAGAAACUGCGCGGCGGGCGGCUGAGGGUGUACGGACACGCGCGAGAUAGGAUCCCGGGCGUGACGCGCGGGUGCGUGGUGAAGCCCGGGGACGUGCUGAGGGUGGGCGAGACGGAGGUGGGCGUGAUCCACGUCCCGUGCCACACCGACGGGCACGUGGUGUACUGCGUGAUGGGCGCCGAGGCUGACGCGGUGUUCACCGGGGACGCGAUCAUCAACGGCGGCGUCGGCGCUUUUUUCCACGGCGACGCCAAGGAUUGCUACGACAAUCUUCACGUGCGCUUGAAGCGCGUGCCGGACGCGGCGCUGGUGUUCAGCGGGCACGAGUACAUGCUCAUGAACCUGCGGUUCUCGCACUGGCUCGACGAGAGCGACGAGAACGUGGCGACCGCGUUGAGGGAAGUCGCGACGCGGCGCCACCACUCGUUCACGACGCAGCCGAGCUCGAUGGCGGUGGAGAGGAGGGUGAACCCGUUCUUCCGGGUCAAGGAGCGCGCGUUUCUCGGCAAGAUCGAGGAGCUGUACGUCGCGAUGCGUCGCAGCGCGCGAAAGAAGUGGUACCGGCGGUACGUGCCCGAUUGGCUCGAUAGGUCGGCGUUCAUCGCCGCCGUCGAGGGCCCCGAUAGGAGAGACGCGGAGAUGGGGAAGCUGGCGAGGAAAAUCGGUGGAACGGGUCCGGACUUUGCGGACAUAAGCCGCGACCCGGACGAGCCGAGCGCGAUCGAGUGCGUGAAGGGGAUCAAGACGUGCCAGGAGCUGAUUCAGUACCGGCACGCGAUCGAUCAGGCGACGGCCGGGGAAGGCGGCGCCGAGGUGGACGAAGACGAGAGUCCGGCGGCGGAAGCGCCCGAGCCCGGGCCGGUGCGAGUCGACGCGUAG
Molecule: messenger RNA, 1179 nt
Organism: Micromonas commoda
Lineage: Eukaryota; Viridiplantae; Chlorophyta; Mamiellophyceae; Mamiellales; Mamiellaceae
Product: hydroxyacylglutathione hydrolase
Exons: 2
Coding region: 1-1179 (392 amino acids)
Molecular function (GO): hydroxyacylglutathione hydrolase activity
Source: RefSeq, a predicted model, not a curated record